UUGACCAGCCUCUAUGAAAAUCGGAUGAUGUCUUCCAUCAUAUCAUGAGAGCUCCAGUGAUCCAGAAGUAAAUUAAUGAGUGCCUUCUUGUUUUCAUCAUUUGUGAGAAAACCAUUCCAGUCAGCGGGUCGAUGAACAUUCAGCCUCAGACGGUCAAUAACUCAGCUGCACAUACCAGAUUCAUGAAACCACUUCCUGUCUGAACAAUAACAUCAAUCUGCUGCUUCAUCGAGCUGCAGUUUCAAACACAGCUGCAUCCAAACAGACUAUCAUCUCAUCGCUGCUGUUGAAGACAUCAUGGCGAGUAAAGGUUUAACCUAUCGUGAGUGCACCAUUGAGAUUGAGAAUAAGUGCCCUGAGUUCACCCUGUGUAACCCACAGUUGUACACUAAAAGUGGAUUCUGUAAGAGUCCUCUGCCGCCAACACUUGGCCCGUCUGAAUCCGGCAAAGCUCAGUUCAACAAGACUUCUUUCUCGGCACGUGGAGCUGUUGGAGUCUUCACUUACGAUAUCCAGAAUAAGUCCAAAGAGGAAUGCCUUGAAAAAGUGGCUGUCAUGUUCUCUGUCCCUUAUGACUACAUCAUGUACUCGAACACGUACGCAGUGGGAGUCUUCGACAAUAAUAGAAAGGGUGAUGAAAGCCUUUUUGAAGAGAUGUGUAACGUCACUUACCCACAGUCAGGGUUUGUCAGAGGUAAAGCUAAAGACUCCCAAAGUCUGACUCACAAAGGUGAACGUGUUACCGUCCGAGCCACCAUGUCAGACAGUGCCACAUCUGUCGUCAAGGUACAGGUGUGCAUCAAAUGAAAUAUGAAGCAUCAUGGAAAACAGAGAGCUUCGUGACCGUGAGGAAAUAAUCACUUAAGUUGAAAAAAAGUGUAUUAGAUUAAAAUCACAUCUAACAUCUUACCAUACCUUUUAAACCAUGUAAACCUAUUCUGGUAUAACCUCUAAAUACAAUUAUGAACCUUAAAAAAGGAGCAUAACAUGCGGUCAUUAACUCAAAAGAUUAAUCAACUUUCAUUUCAUAAUGUCACUUUUUUUUCUCGACAUUAGUUUAUCUUUAUAUAUCUGAAUCUGUGUAUGAACUUUUGUCUCUGUUUGCAUCAUCUGGUUACAUGUGUUUAUUCAUUUAAUGACUGUGUGUGUAUACUUCAUAUAAUCACUCUGGGUCUGAAAGAAAAUAAAUUCUGAACUUUAA
Molecule: messenger RNA, 1201 nt
Organism: Perca fluviatilis (European perch)
Lineage: Eukaryota; Metazoa; Chordata; Actinopteri; Perciformes; Percidae
Product: bryoporin-like
Exons: 4
Coding region: 298-807 (169 amino acids)
Biological process (GO): pore complex assembly; monoatomic cation transport; cytolysis in another organism
Cellular component (GO): pore complex
Molecular function (GO): channel activity
Source: RefSeq, a predicted model, not a curated record